AUGGCUGAAAGCAACAUCCAACACGUACUUAUCAUCGGAGGUGGCCCGGUAGGCCUUUUGCUCGCUGGUCUUCUUCACGAUCAAAGUGUACUUGUUAGUGUUAUUGAAAAACGACCAGACAGGAUACGAACACGAUGUGUUAAAUUAUUAGGACGGAUUCUAUCAUACAAUACAAUCUUGGAUGAUAUAUAUUUAUUUUCAGACAGCCAAAUUGAAGAACGACAAAAAGCUAUCGAAUCUAUAAAACCGCAACUUUUUGACACGAUUGCUAAUUGGCUCGACGUAGUUUCACCGCUUAAGCAGGUUGAGGAGACACUUUUAGAGUACUAUGACUUAGCUAACGGUGAAAUUCUUAUUGGUGAGAAAUAUGACUUUAGUGGUAAUUUGGAUGUGCUUGAUCAUCAUCCAAAUACAAUUGUAGUCGAUUGUACAGGUUAUCAUUCUGUAUUAUUUAAUCAUAUUUCACCAAAUAAUCGUAUUAAUCGUAUUAAUCGAAUGAUUGAAUAUGUUUUAAUAUGUACAUUUAUAUAUGAAGAUAAAUAUGUAUGCAAUGAGUUAUGUAAAUAUAAUAAGAAUUGUAAUACAAAAAAAUUUCAAAUCAUUCCAGCAGUCGAUGAUACUUAUUCGACAACUGAGAGAAAAACACAUAUUACAUGUUUAAUUACAAUCGAGACACAACUGUAUGAACAAUUGUCGAAGAUAAAACCUAUAAAAUAUGAUUAUUUAAAAGAAAAUCAAAAUGAAAUCUAUGAUGACAGUUUUUAA
Messenger RNA from Rotaria socialis, 765 nucleotides. The record is from the annotation of a GenBank genome assembly. NCBI's taxonomy places the organism in Eukaryota, Metazoa, Rotifera, Eurotatoria, Philodinida, Philodinidae.